Molecule: messenger RNA, 159 nt
Organism: Suillus fuscotomentosus
Lineage: Eukaryota; Fungi; Basidiomycota; Agaricomycetes; Boletales; Suillaceae
Exons: 1
Source: RefSeq, a predicted model, not a curated record
UCUUCUAGACCAAGCCCGAUACCCGCCCAUGAAUGCACGGUAGUUCCGCCAGUGUUAACUGAUGCUAUUCCCGUUGAGGCCGUUAUACCAAGACCUGAGUGGCCUCGCCCACCACGCGCUCGAAUGAUUUCCCGUAAGAGAACAGAUUUACCGGUGCCU